This is a messenger RNA of Durusdinium trenchii, 2273 nucleotides long. Lineage: Eukaryota; Dinophyceae; Suessiales; Symbiodiniaceae. The record is from the annotation of a GenBank genome assembly.
UUCACCUAUCGCGUGGAGACUGUCACGCCCGUCGCGCUUUUCUUGUCCGGUUUGACCUUCGCACGGUUCACUUCAGAUUCUUCCAGUGACAAGGGUAUAAACUGCAUAGACUACUAUAGUAGCAAGAAGCUACUGGUCGUUUGACCUCCAAACCUCCAAAGCCAGGGUUCAAUCAGAUGAGUCAUCCAGUCCUUGUUCUUGACGUCGCACGUGACACGCAUCUUGGAAUUAAACCCACCAGGGUCAAUGUUGGAGCUUGGAUGGGACAUUGGACCCUGCCACGCAAGUGCCGCAAGAGCAUUCCACCCUUUAGUCCAAAAGAGGAACCAACAACAAGAUGAAGAAAACACAUGAAAAGAAACAAAGAAACGAAAAGUCCUGAGAGGCCACAGCGGAGGUUCCUAUGAUUUCAUCCCAAACACAUCUCAAUCCACGCCAGGCCUUGCAGUUGCGCAACCGAGUCCAACAGCUGCGAGAGCUGGGUGGAGCGUCACAUGACAUUGACAGAGAAAUCCGAGACGCAAAGGCUUAUGAAAAGAAGCAGAGGGAUCUACAGAAAGCCAGACAGGCAGCCAUGCUACAAGAGGUCGCAACCUGCCUGGAGCACCUGAGACGGGAGGAAAGGAGGCGUCAGAUGACGGCGCCGUUGGCGCUUCCAGCGCCAGAGCCACAGAUCCCCAGCGCUCUUCCUCCCACGGAGGGCCCUGAGGCGACCUCGCAGGCUGAAGACCAAACUCGCGAGGAGGCUCAGGGGCACGGAGGUUGUGGUGUGCGCACCGGAUCUCAUGACACUCACGAAGAGGUCGAUCCACCCGUCGCGGGCUAUGCAGUUCCAUUGAAGGGUUUUGCCAAGUUCUGCCGUGGCAUGUCCUUGUCGAAGGGCCAGAGGGAGGAGCUGCUGCGGCGUGUGCAAGACGAUGUCGAGGUGCAACGGACGAUCCGGGAGGCCAUCGCCCGUCACUGCGGGAACCUCCGUGGAGCUCCCACCUUGGCGUUGCAGGAUGCCAGUGCCAAAAAAGCCUCUACAGGCUCCUCCUUGGUGCCAGUGAAACGAGGGCGUCAGGCGAGGACGUCCAAGGGUCGAAAGCAGCCGAUGACGGCGCUGGUCCCGUACCAGCCACAGACAGGCCCUCGACGGAAGGGACUCCUUGAACUCUUGUUAGAGAAGCACGAAGGCGCCUUCUAUCCGGGCCUUCUCACUCUUUGCGAGCUGAUCCGGGUCACCACCACCAGCCGCCGCGUGUACAGCGCCUCUCCGGGCGCCACGAAGCGUCAGUUCACCAAUUUUUCCCUCGCAGACUUUGGGCGGACUUCUGCCAGAUCCAAACGGGGUCGGGCCUUACAAGGAACUGGAACACAGCUCCGGAUGUUGCAGGAAUGCUUGCGCACCAGGCGAUUUGCCUUGCACGUGCAGCAUUUGGACUUGUCCACUCUGGAGAUGGCGCCCAUCAGCAAAGACGAAUUCCAAUACAUGCUGGGCUGUUUGCCCAAUCUGGCUUCUGUGGUCCUGCCAAGCCGAGGCUGGGCUGGGGAUUUGCAAGUGCGGACCUUCGUGAACAUCGCCAAGUCCUUGAAGGUGAGUAUCGGUGCAUCCUCUCAUGCUGACAUCAUCCUACGAGGAGCUGCGAAGAGGCAAGAACGCUCGCGCGAGUCCGAAGGUCAUGGGAGCGCACCCUAUUCGUCCCAUGCGCAUGGGGUGCCCCGCGGUCAGAAGCGGCGGAGCGACGCCAAGGUGAGCCACAGAAGCAAGGAACCCAAGUUUGCGGAGCCCGUCCAAGGUGAGCUCGUGCCGUACCACCCCCCGCAGCUGCAGGUCGACUUUCCAGAUACACCGGAGGCGCCUCCGGCCUUGAAGGCUUUGCAGGCGCUCCGCGCGGGUGGCCUGCGCCGCCCACCGGCCCCACCCGCCGCGGCUCCGGCCGCGGCUGCAGCGUGGACGGCGCCGCCACUGACCCCGGCGCCGGUGGCACCGAUGGUGCGUCCAGCGCCAGCGCCAGCACCGCCCAGGGCGGCGCCGGCGCCGCAGAGCAGCGGGACUCGCUUGCGCUUGGCGCCGAGCGCCCGAAGUGCGCCGAUGACGCAAAGCGCGCCGAGUGCGCAGCACGUGAGUGCACAGAGCAGGCCAGCUAGUGCACCGCCAAGGCGGGAGGACCAGCAUAAGUUUUGGUGGCUCGACCGCGUGUAAUUGAGGCCUGGCAGGCAAGGGGAGAGCUUGCUUUGGCCAUAAUUCGGCAACCUCCUUGAGCCCGCUGUCCAGACUCGAAGUUUGACGA